AUGCCCUCUGCCAGGCUCCUUUGGCACUGCAUCCUUAAUCUAAACCCAAAGGCAGAGCUAGUUAAAGCAGCGAAGGCGGAGCUCAGGAGUGGUCCAGCCCCAAAGGAGGAGGAGGAGGAAGGGCUGCCAUUGCCUUUGCAAGUGCUGCAGCUGCUGGGAACGCCACUGGAUCCCUGGAUCCGCUGGGAGGCUGGGCCUGGAGGCUACCACCCCACCGUCACCCUGGCGCUGCGUUGUUUAGAUGGGGUCACCCUUUCCCCCACGGAGAAUGACUUCGUCAGCAAGAUCAUUGAGGAACUGGACCAUUUCUUGCUUCAGAACCAGUUGGAAAAGGUCCUUUUGUUUCCUCCCUUGUCCAGUCGCCUCCGGUACCUGAUCCACCGGACCGUUGAUGAUGUUGACCAUCUGAGCAGCUUUUCUGUGGGAGAAGGAUGGAGACGGAGGACAGUAGUUUGCCACUCGGCCAUAAGGUUGCCAGAUGACCCGGAGGAUCAAGAUGGCUUCCGAGGAAAUACCUCCACCUCAAGUCACCCUUUCCACCCAAGAAACAGAGGAGGCCGGUCAAGAGGGGGACCACGUCACGGCGAAGCAUUGGCCGAUGGCUCCCAAUCCCAGAGAGGAAAUGGCCGAGGAAGAAGGCAGCCCCGAAAGAAGCCAGAUAGAGCUCUGUAUGUCCCCAGGGCCAUGCGGAAGAAGCCGGAGGGCUUGCAAAAAGAAGGGCCACUAGAUGCAUCUGGAAGUGAGUCCCAUGGCAUUAGAACAAUUGAGUCUGAGUGUCCAAGGUCAAGUGUGGUCAAUGGAAGUGAUAGGAUUACAGAGACCAACAGGUUGCCAGGUCCUGAUGUGGAAUACUCCAAGGCUGAAAGUCCUCAAGAGAUGUAUACAAAUAUUUUGGAGUCUGAUGCUAAGAGUGGCAAGGGAGAGUGCCUAAGUUCUCAUCUGCUGGAAUGUGCACCCAGUGUGUCAGAAGAUGGCGGCCAGCAUAACAUUGAACAAUCUCCCUUCAUACUAGAGAGCAGCCAAACUCUUACUGCUGGAGGAAGCCCACAUGAAGAUGGCAGAGAUCCUUUGGUACAUGACUAUUGUGAAAAGUCCGACUUUCAGGAAGAAUGGAAGGAAGAGGGUUCUGUCAAUGUGGUCUCAGAAGAAAGUAGUCACCUACCAUUGCUGGAAGAACAGAACAAUAUAGUUCCAGAGAACGUAGCUUUAGAAUUGAGCAUAAAGAUGUCCAUUCUUCAAGACAAAGAAAAGAGCAGCCCUGAUUCCUUUGUUUUGGAAAGCAAUACCUUUCCAUCCCUGCCUGAAGAGUGUGAGGGACCUGUUAUCGAUACCAUUUUCUCAAACCCUCCUAGUGCUUCCAGCUUCUUGGAAGAUAAGAAUAAUGUUUGUACUUGUGCCAGUGGAGCGGAGGAUAGCAAGACACCUUCUCCGAAAGAGGGCACAACAGAUGCCACUGUGUCCCAUUGCAGUCCAGAAAUGUCAGCCUUGGAAACCCAGGAUAAAGACUGCUGUGAUGCAUCUGUAUUCCAGCAUAGCCAGACAGAGGCCUGUAAAGACACUGGGGAUCAAAACAGAAUAGGUUUCCCUGUGACCGGGUGGACAUCAUCUCCUGGAGCAGAAAGCUGCAAAGACCUGCCUGUGCUGGACUCCCAGGCUGUACCUUAUUUAAAUACCUCUGUGUGUGAAUAUGGCAAAGGUGGCUGCGUUCUUGAAAACCAGCAGAGAGAGAUGGCAGACCUGGAAGGAAACCUGUGGCCUGGCCUGGAGCUGUCUUCUGGGGACAGAGACAUGAGGAACUCUGUGGUGGAAGAAAAGGAUAGCAUCUUUGAGGAUGACUGUGGUGCUGAGCUCUUACAAGAGAUCACAAAUUAUUUGACCAUAAAGGACAUAAGCAUUGAAAAAAUCCAGUUUGAUUGUUCUAGCUAUGGCGAAGCGCAGAUCAACGAAGGAGAUUUUGGACACGUGCUCGAGAUCUAUGAUUUUUCUCCCUUACUAAAAACUGAGCACCUCCUGGAGGUCUUUGCAGAGUUUCAAGAGAGUGGAUUUAAGCUGCAGUGGGUCGAUGACACUCAUGCUCUUGGUAUCUUUUCCAGUUUGGCAGCAGCAUCUCAAGCACUAGAACAGAGUUAUACCUCUUUAAAGGUUCGUCCUCUAAUCCAUGGUACCAGACAGUCAAAAAUCAAGGCUCUUCAGCGGCCAAAGCUCCUACAACUGGCAAAAGAGAGACCUCAGACAGACACAGUGGUAGCUAGGAGGCUGGUGACCAGAGCCCUGGGAUUGCAGCGGAAAACACCGCGGCGCCAUGCUUGUCGGGUGCUGGAACCACAGAACCCAAAUCCAGCAGAGCAAAACUAGAGUGCACUAAGCUUCUUGGGGUGAUGAAGAUAAUCAUCUGGGUGUGGUAUUAAACUGUGUAUACCAACAGUGAGAUGGUGGUAGUUCUCAUCUCUGCCUAUUGAAUAGUUGUUUGUUUUUUGCGGUACUGAGAUGAUAGUUGUGUUAGAAACUGGAAAUAGUUGUCGGUGAGAGUUCAUGGUGAGUUACAGAACUUCCUCGUGGGAAUGAGGUUGAUCUCUGAAGGCCACGUGAGAAGGGACCAGAGCAUAAGAAGAAACUGGCCUCUUCUCCACCAUUUUCAUAUGUUGCCAGCACAUUUUGUAUGUGUGAUUUGGCUGUUUUUUUGUUUUUAAGGCUAUGCUCUGUGAAGUUGGCAAGGCCUGGAACUGACGUUCCCAUUCCUAAGUUGGUAAAUGUUCUUAGUCUAGUAGGGUGACUCUUGAGUUUUCCUUCUCGACAUCUCGCCUGCCCAUGCUGGGAGGCAUCAGAAAGGAAGAAAGUGGUUAACUCCUUCCUUCCCUGCUGCCCCAUGGGUGCUGUUUCACCCAGCUCAGAUUUUUGAUGUGGUUAUGAUUGAAAUGCAAAUCAGAAGCCCACAAAAGUUCUUUUUGAAGGUGGUUGGGGAGACAGGGAGGAACUAGAAGCACAACAAGAAAAGCAAGGGUUAGAAGUGUGCAGCCCUCCACAUGUUGUGGGACUGCCAGACCCAGAAAGCUUAGCCAGUAAAGUCACAAGUGAGGACUUCUGGAAACUGUAGCACAACUUUUUUUUUGGUGGUGUGGAAGCACAGUUCCUACCAUGGCAGUAAAGAAAGAAUUAAGUAGCAUUAUUAUUAUUCCCCCUCUUUUUUCCCUUCUCUCAGUCUCUCUGGAAAUGGUAAUGUGUUAUAAGAUAGAAGCAGAAAUGCUCUCCAAGCCUUUUGCUAGAGUAACUGCUUUUUCUGUUCUUGAGUAAGUAAGCAAUGAUUUUGGCAGAAUGUGUAGCAGCACCUGGACACAGCUCUGCCUCGUGCUGUUUCCGAGUUUGUCCUUUUCACCUUUUCUCUUUGCUGCUCUUUCAGAGCAGUAGUUCAACCAAGUGUUACGUUAAUGCAACUACUUUUCCCGAUGUUGCAUAAGGUGGUAUCCAUGAUCUCUUUACACAGUAGUUUGGACAGGUUAGGCAGCAGCUCCCAGGCAGGUCCUAGGCUGUUGCCCAAUCUUGUCAUCUUCACACCUUCUCUUUGGUGGCCUCCCUUUCCCUUCGUUCUCUGGUAUACACUACUCUGUGUAAGUAUUCCAGUCGAACUUUACAUUCUGCCAACUGGAAAGAGGCUCUCAUCUUGCAUCUGUAGACUUCUUCCCUGAGUAUCUAGCCUCAUGCGGAGCACUUGUGCACAAAUUCACCCAAGGGAGCACCAACCUUGAACCAAGGAAGGAGCAGGCUUGCCAUUCAUGAGGUCUAGAUUGUUAACAAAGACGAGACACACACAAAGCAAUAUGUUUGCAGCGGUUCAAUACCUUCUUUAAUCAAAGUUUGUAAGGAUUUUUUUUCCUCCUGGUUUUGGUUUUUUGAAUUAAAGCUGUUGACAUAAAUAUA
Sceloporus undulatus (fence lizard) is the source of this 3915-nucleotide messenger RNA. RefSeq names its product R3H domain and coiled-coil containing 1 (gene R3HCC1). The record is from RefSeq and is a predicted model, not a curated record. Gene Ontology annotation, molecular function: nucleic acid binding. Lineage: Eukaryota; Metazoa; Chordata; Lepidosauria; Squamata; Phrynosomatidae. The transcript has 8 exons. The coding region runs from base 1 to 2355 and encodes 784 amino acids.